AGCAGGGCAGGGUUGGGACUUGGGGAGGGAGGGAAAUGAGGGCUUUUAAAAAGGCUCCCCAGCUCCUAGCUCACUGCCUGCCUGCCCCUGGACACCUCUGUCACCAUGUGGUUCCUGGUUCUGUGCCUCGCCCUGUCCCUGGGGGGAACUGGUGCCGUGCCCCCCAUCCAGUCCCGGAUUGUGGGAGGCCAGGAGUGUAAGAAGCAUUCCCAACCCUGGCAGGUGGCUCUGUACCAUUUCACCAAACAUCAGUGCGGGGGCAUCCUGGUGCACCCACAGUGGGUGCUGACAGCUGCCCACUGCAUCAACGACCAUUACCAGCUCUGGCUGGGUCGCCACAACUUGUUUGAAAAUGAAGACACAGCCCAGUUCCUCCAAGUCAGUAAGAGCUUCCCACACCCCAAAUUCAACAUGAGCCUUCUGAAGAACCACACCGUCACCAAAGAUGAUGACUACAGCAAUGACAUCAUGCUGCUCCGCUUGAAGGACCCCGCCCAGAUCACAGAGGCUGUGAAGAUCCUGCCCCUCCCCCUGCCUGAGCAGAAACCUGAAAAGGGGAGCACCUGUUUGGCGUCUGGCUGGGGCAGCACCGAACCAGAAAACUUUGUAUUCCCAGAUGAUCUCCAAUGUGUGGACCUCAAAAUCCUGCCUAAUGAUGACUGUGCCAAAGCCCACAUUGCGAAGGUGACAGAUAACAUGCUAUGUGCCGGGCACAUGGAAGGUGGCAAAGAUACCUGCCAGGGUGACUCAGGGGGCCCAUUAAUCUGCAAUGGCGUGUUCCAAGGUAUCACGUCAUGGGGAUUAGUCCCAUGUGGCAGCCCAAAAAAACCCGGGAUCUUCACCAAAGUGCUGAAUUAUCUUGACUGGAUUAAGGAAAUCAUGGCGGACAACCCCUGAAUGCCCAGCCAGUCCCCCAGCCCUAGUAAAAUCGAAUGUGCAUCAAA
Nycticebus coucang (slow loris) is the source of this 944-nucleotide messenger RNA. It is a transcript of the gene KLK1, whose product is annotated as kallikrein 1. Lineage: Eukaryota; Metazoa; Chordata; Mammalia; Primates; Lorisidae. The transcript has 5 exons. Gene Ontology annotation, biological process: regulation of systemic arterial blood pressure; zymogen activation. Gene Ontology annotation, molecular function: serine-type endopeptidase activity. The record is from RefSeq and is a predicted model, not a curated record. Bases 106 to 897 code for a protein of 263 amino acids.